This is a messenger RNA of Diuraphis noxia (Russian wheat aphid), 5640 nucleotides long. RefSeq names its product intraflagellar transport protein rempA (gene rempA). Gene Ontology annotation, biological process: intraciliary retrograde transport. Gene Ontology annotation, cellular component: intraciliary transport particle A; axoneme; ciliary basal body. Gene Ontology annotation, molecular function: protein binding. The record is from RefSeq and is a predicted model, not a curated record. Lineage: Eukaryota; Metazoa; Arthropoda; Insecta; Hemiptera; Aphididae.
UGAAAAUAAUAAAUUAUUUUAUCUAUAUAAUUAUCAGUCUUGGGGUUUUUAUUAUAACUGUGGUGUCACUGUAUUACCUAUUAAUCCCCUCCAUUGUCCAUUGUGAAUUGUAAACAAUGUAAAUAAAUUUGAAUCAUAAUUCUUAACUUGGGUAAUAUAAGUUAUAACCAAUAUCAUGAAUUAUAAUUAUUAUUGUUUAUUUUAUUAUAGUAUUAUACGAAUGUCUUGAUUUCUAUCUUCUAGUGUCGUGUGUGUUUGCUGAUGUCUAAAUUUUUAUUAUAAAAUUACUCGGUAAUCAGCAGUAAUAACCAUGUUAGAAAUUUAAUCUAGAAUAAUAUAAGACUAUAUUAAAGUAUUAGAACAUAAGUAAAAUUAUUUUUUCAUACUUUAUGUUGAAUUUGGUCAUAUUUAAUUGUUGUUUUUGUGAAUUUUUCUAAUAUAAGAAUCUGUAUUAUCUAAAUCAUUCUGUUUAUAUAAUUUUGAUAUUUGGUUGCUAUAGUUACUUUGAUACUAAUCUAAAAGACAUUAAAACAUUUAAUUGUUUCUGAAAUUGUUUAAAAUGAGUUCGUAUCUUGAAUAUAAGGUAAAAACUAAUCAAAAUUAUAUCAUUACUGACAUAAGUUAUCACCGCCAACUUGGUCUAUUGGCAAUAAUAUCGUAUACUGAAAAUGAUGAAGCACAAAUUCAUAUUUGUGAUGAAUUAGGCGAAGAUUUGCACAACUCUGGACCAAAUCUUUGUAAAGGCCAUAUAACUUCGUUUUGCUGGCAUCCCACUCAGCGUACCUUAGCUAUAGGCUCAAAAUCUGGAGAAGUAUAUAUAUGGAAUGGUGGAUUAGUAACUGCUUUAGACUCUAUUCACAAAGGAACUAUAUUAUUUUCAAAAUGGUCAUCACUUGGUGGAUGUUUAGUAACUGGGGACCAGACUGGUAUUAUAAUCGGAUGGAAGUCUGAUAGUCGAGGGUUACUUAAAAUAUCAUUUAAGUCAAAUGUUGAAGCCAUUUUAUCUAAAGAAAUUUCAUUUAGAGCUGGAAAAGCUGCUACUGAUAUUUCUAAUUUAGCUAAAAUGGCAGUAGCUGGUGACCAAAGUGCAUUAGAUAUAUUUAGUUCGUGGCGGCCUCGUACAACUACGUCACAUGGUCCACGCGCUGUAACUUCAGACAAUAUAACAUUUUACUGUGCUGCAGUGACUGGAGAACUUUUUUAUUUUGAUGAAGAUGGAGAAUUCAGCAUUGUACUUAUAUCAAAAUCGAUCAUUUUAAGAAUUUUAUGUCAUGAAUCAAAAGACAUUUGUAUUUUAGUAUGCAAAGACUUAACUAUAGCCUAUUAUAAAUGUCAUAAAAAUGGUUCUCUAAGUGAAAUUUCAAAGGUUAAAUUAAAUGGAUUGAAAGAAGAUAUGUGCAUUAUUUGGACUGGUCCGUCUUUAUUAGCAUGUACAACAAACGACGUGUCUAUUCGUUUUUGGGAUAUUGAUUCUGGAAACAGUUAUGUUUUAACUUUGCCAGUUUCUUAUGCAUCCUCAUUUCCUAAACAAACAUUCAUAAAUAUUUCUUACUCAGUCGAAAAGGGAUUAUUGUGUGGUGCGACAAAUCUUGGAAAUAUUUUUAUUUGGCGUUAUGAAGAAGAAACUGUUGACCAAUGGACUAUUCAUGGUUCAUGUAAAAUUCAAGAUACCAUAAAAUACUGUGUUUGGGGUCCUUUAAAUUUAGCAGUACAUGCAAAGGAUGGUAUUUAUAUUUUACGUGAGCAUGCAUUGUUGGCAAGUUAUAAAGAAGAUGUGGCUAUUGUACAAAUUUCAUCAAAUGAACUUAAUAUGUUUCACUGUAGUACAGAUGAAUCAUUUAGUUUUAAUUCUAAUAUACAAGUUAUAGGUCUAACUUUGAACAAAGAACAUAUAUGUUUAUGGAAUGGUAAAUCAUUAUCAGUUUAUAAUAUUAAAUCUAAAGAAAUACCUACUGUAGUUGGAACGUUCAAUUGUGAUGUGCAAGAAGCAUGUAUUUAUGAUAGAAUUGUAAUUGUGGCUGAAAACUGUGGAAAAUUACAAAUAAGAACAUUUCAGGGUACUAUUAAACAGACAUUGGAUGUUGAAGCACCAAUAGUCUGCCUCACUUUAAAUACCUGUUAUUUAGCAGCUAUCACAUUAUCCGGAGUUAUUCAUAUCUGGGAUUUAAACAGAAGAGAAGCAAAAUCAAUUUGUAAACCUAAAGAUAUAACAUUAAAUAUAGAUGAUUAUGGUGAAACUAUUCAGUUACGUUUGAACAGUAAUGGUACAAAAGUAUCAUUUACUGCAGCAAACUUAAAUUUAGUACCAAUGCCACGGUUAUAUGUUUGGGAUCGAGAUUUAGAUACAAUAUAUGUAAAACAUUUUGAAAAUGGUUUAGAUAUUGAUGAAAUACAAUAUAAUGAUACAAGAUUUAUUGUUUCUCACUAUUGGGAUACAAACGAGCCAAAUUUAUUAUUUUGUGAAGCUAAGAGUAUUGACAAACCAGAAAAUAAACCAUCAAAACUAAGUUUAUACACGGUAGCAAAUAGACAGAAAAAAAAUAAAAUGAUUGGUUCCUCUGUCAUACUUAGUAUGUUCUUUAUUGAACAAAAAGGAAUUAAAAUUCAAGAUAUUAUACAUUGCCCUGAUAAAUUUUGUACAUUUCUAGGACUUGAUGCUCCRUAUUAUAUAACAUUAUGCAAACGCAAUACAAAUACAAAAACACGUGUUGAGCGUAUUCUCAUGAAAGAAUUUGAAGGAAUUGAUGACUGUAAUUCUGAUAUUCGAACAGCUAUUGUCAACUUUGGUUAUAAUUUAUGCCUCGGAGACUUAGACCUUGCUUUUAAUUUUAUCACUAAUAUUAAGAGUCCUGCAGUCUGGACAAGUUUGGCUAAAAUGUGUGUAAAAACAAAACGGUUGGAUGUAGCUGAAAUAUGUCUAGGUCACAUGAAUGAUUGUAGAGGAUUAGCUAUUUUACGUUCAAUCAAUACAGAACCAGAAUUGGAUGCAAAAGUGGCAUGUCUUGCUGUACAUCUAGGAAUGUAUGACGAAGCUGAGGAAUUGUACAAAUAUUGUAAUCGUUAUGAUCUUCUAAAUAGAUUCUAUAGAGCAAGAAAUCAGAUAACAGCCUCUUUGGAUGUGGCUGAGACAAAAGAUCGCAUUCAUCUUAGAAAUACAUAUUAUAAUAUAGGUCACAUCUUGGAAAAUAAAGGUGAUGUAGCUGGAGCAGCUGCUAUGUAUUGCAAGUCAGAAACACAUGGACUAACUAUACCAAAGAUGUUAUUAGAUGAUCCAGUAACUUUAGAAAAUUACAUAAUUAAAAACAAAAAUGUAGUCUUGUUGAAAUGGUUGGCUCAGUAUUUAGAAGGUAGUGGUGAUAUGGAUGGCGCAAUAAAAUAUUAUCAACAAGMAAAUGAUGAUUUGUCUACUGUUCGCAUAUUAUGUUAUCUUGGCCAAAUGGAGCAAGCAGCUCAGAUUUGUUUGAACACCAGCAAUAAAGCUGCUUGUUGUCAUCUCGCAAGAUCAUAUGAAAUGCAAGGACUGUAUGAAGAAGCUGUAAAAAUGUAUGUUGAUGCCACAGCUUAUGUAAAUGCUAUUCGUUUAUGUAAGGAGCAGUUUUUUGACAAUCAUCUUUGGAAUAUUGCCUUAUUAGCAGAUGUCAGAGAAAAGUUGAGUGUAGCUCAGUAUUUUGAAGAAAUUUCACCUGAUAAAUCAGUCAUAUUAUAUCAUCAAGCUGGUUAUUUACAUAAAGCUAUUGAUUUAGCAUUUAAAUGUAAAAACUAUGAUGCAAUUGUUACAAUGUCUCAAGAACUGAACAUAGAAGAUGAUUCAAGUGUAUUAUUAAAAUGUUCAAAUUUUUUUAUGAGUCAAGGACAUUAUGACAAUGCAGUUAAUUUAUUAGCAAUGGCUAACAAAUUUGAAGAAGCUGUGGAACAAUGUUAUGAGCACAGAGUAAUUAUUACUGAAUCACUUGGAGAUCGUCUUACACCACCAUCUGAUCAUAUAAAGCGUAUAGUUAUAUUAGAGAAACUGGCUGAAUGUGCUUUAAUGCAAGCCAGUUAUCACAUAGCAGCAAAGAAAUUCACCCAGGCUGGACAAAAGAUAAAAGCCAUGAAAGCGUUAUUAAAAUCAGGAGACACGGAAAAAAUUAUAUUUUAUGCUAAUGUAUCUAAACAGCAUGAAAUCUACAUUAUGGCUGCAAAUUAUUUGCAAACACUUGAUUGGCAAGAGCGUCCAGAAUUUUUAAAAACUAUUGUGUCAUUCUAUAAUAAAGGAAAAGCGCCUCAUCUUUUGGCUAAUUUCUACAUUUCUUGUGCUCAACUUGAAGUAGACGAGUAUCGCAAUUACAGUAAAGCUGUUGGUGCUUUAUCAGAGGCAUUAAAAGUAUUGUCUAAAGAUAGUGAUCAGUAUAAAAUACUGAUUGAAGAUAUUGCAAAAAAAAUUACUUUAGUUAAAAAAUUUCUUGAUGUUAAAAGACAAAUUGACAGUGGUGAUGGUGAUUCAGCUAUGACAUUAUGUCGACAAAUUUUGUCAGCCCCCAAUAUGGAUAUACUUAGAUAUGGUGAUGUAUAUUCAAUGAUGGUAGAAUAUUAUACAACUCAAGGUGAAAAUAAAAUAGCAGUUCAAUUAGUGAAUGAACUUUUGGCUCGUACACAACAAAAUGAUAAUUUACUCUUUUAUAUUGAUAAAGAUAUUCUUCGAAAAUUAGGUUUUCAAAAAGAAUCUAUCAAAGAAAAUAGCAUUGAAGAAGAAGAAGAAAUUCCUGAAGCACAAUAAAAACUGCAUGUUUUAAUUAAUCAUUACCAGGGCUUGAAAGUUCUUGCAAACUUAUAAGUUAUUUUAUUUUGCUAGUUUUUUAGUUUUUUUUUAUGAUUAGAGUUUUAAUUGCUAUUUACAGUCAUAUUCUUAUAUAAUAAUGGAAAUGAACAAAGUUGUAUUAAAAUUUAAGAUUUUGAAUCAAUUGGUAUUAUAUGAUUAUGCAUAUAGUAGGAAUUGUUCCAGAGCCGAACCAAAUACUGAUCUCUUAAAUAUCUACUACUAUAUUUUAUGCCUACUUAUAUUAUGAAAAACAUAAACAUAUUAAUUGAAAUGUAUUUUGAUAUAUUUAGUGCUAUUUAUAGCACUCAUUGUGGUGUUUUUAAGUGCAUAUUAAAGCGCCAAAAAUGUACUUUAUUAGUGCUAUAACUCCUAAGACCUGGUCAUUAUUUAUUAAUUUUUUAAUUUAUGAUUAGAGUUAGACAUUGUACAUUUUGUAUGGUUAUAUUUAUAAUUAUUUUUUAUAAAAACUUUGAUUGAUCUCAUUAUAGCCAGAUUUUAAUUGUAUCGUAUAGUGGAAUAGCAAUAUUGCAUGCAGUUCAUCAUUUUGUUGUAAUAUUUAUUUUAAAUCAUGGGUACUUAAUAUUAUAGCUAUUGUAAAUUGUAAACAAUAAAAAUAAAAAUAUAUAUUGCACAUCAAACAUAUUUAUUUUAUUGAUAAUUCUCACUAAAUCCAAUUGUGCUUUUUUCUUUUAACUCUAUUGAAUUUUAUUUUCCUAACAGUUGUGAAACAGUUAUGCAAUUUAUGCUCACAGUAUUUCAGUCACACAGUUAUUAGAUAUUUAAUUAGAGUUCAAAGUAAUAUAAUUUUGACAUAAUUUUUAUUUGCCUGAAAGUUUCUUAUC